AUGAGGACUGAAAUCAGAAAUGUCCUACAGCAGAUGCUGGCAGAGAACAUAGCCUCCUGGAAGGCAGUUCCCACCUCUGUUAAACUUAAUGGCUGCGAGGUUCGACGUGGUUCGCAACGUCUCGAUUCCUCUGGAGGCGGUCAGCAAGAGAAGCGAGGAUCAGCAAGAAGAAGGGGCCGCACACAGCAUCGGGAUGCUCUGAGUAGAUGUGGGAGACAAAUGACAUACAGAAUCACACAUGGGAACUGAAUUGUGAAUGGAAAAGAGGCUCGGGUGGGUGCAUGGCCAUGGCAGGUCAGCUUGCAAUGGAAAGGCCAACACUGCUGCAGAGCCUCUUUGAUCAGCAGCAGUUGGCUGUUAUCUGCAGCUCACUGUUUUGUUAAGAAAAGUAACACAAAAGACUGGACUGCCAACUUUGGAACUGCAGUAAAUCAACCAAUUAUGACACAAAAAAUCAAAAACAUAAUCUUAAACGAAAAUUAUAGCAGUCUUUAUUUUCCUGAUGAUAUUGCCCUUGUGCAGCUGGCUAAAGAAGUCUCUUUCACAAAGUACAUUCGUAAGAUUUGUCUUCCUGAAGCCAGAAUGAAGGUUUCAGAAAAUGACAGUGUUGUAGUUACAGGACGGGGAACUCGUUUCGUGAAUGGUCCUUCUCCAGUAAUGCUACAAGAAGCUUUUGUGAAGAUUAUUGACAACAAAGUUUGCAAUGCCCCACAUGCACUAUCUGGCUUGGUGACUGAUAGGAUGCUAUGUGCUGGAUACAUGUCAGGAGAAGCUGAUGCCUGCCGGAAUGAUUCUGGUGGACCACUAGCUUACUCUAACUCCAGAAAUAUCUGGCACCUUGUUGGAACAAUAAGCUGGGGUAAAGGAUGUGGUCAAAAGAAUAAGCCAGGUGUUUAUACCCGAGUGACUGCUUAUUGUGAUUGGAUUACUUUUAAGACUGGACUCUGA
Nannospalax galili (Upper Galilee mountains blind mole rat) is the source of this 948-nucleotide messenger RNA. Its product is annotated as transmembrane protease serine 11B-like. The transcript is spliced from 7 exons. Gene Ontology annotation, molecular function: serine-type endopeptidase activity. Gene Ontology annotation, biological process: proteolysis. NCBI's taxonomy places the organism in Eukaryota, Metazoa, Chordata, Mammalia, Rodentia, Spalacidae. Gene Ontology annotation, cellular component: plasma membrane. The record is from RefSeq and is a predicted model, not a curated record.